Molecule: messenger RNA, 360 nt
Organism: Alternaria viburni
Lineage: Eukaryota; Fungi; Ascomycota; Dothideomycetes; Pleosporales; Pleosporaceae
Exons: 1
Coding region: 1-360 (119 amino acids)
Biological process (GO): cytoplasmic translation
Cellular component (GO): cytosolic large ribosomal subunit
Molecular function (GO): structural constituent of ribosome; protein kinase activator activity; ribonucleoprotein complex binding
Source: RefSeq, a predicted model, not a curated record
AUGUCUACCACCACCAACAAGGCCGAACAAGCCGUCUCUUACGCUGCCUUGAUCCUCGCCGACGAAGCCAUUGCCAUCACCCCGGAAAAGCUGCAAGCACUCCUCAAAGCCGCCGGUAUCGAGGACGUCGAGCCAAUCUGGACCACGCUCUUCAGCAACGCUUUCAAGGACAAGGACGUCAAGGACAUCAUCCUCACCGCGACCACGGCCACACCAGCCGGUCGUGGUACUGCUUCCGAUUCCCAGGACGAUGGAAAAACAACUGGAGAGGAUGAAAAUGACGAGAAGGACGCAGAGGACGGUAUCGAUAUCGAUGCGGACUCGGAUGAUGGCUCUGCAUUUGGGGAUUUGUUCGGAUAG